Molecule: messenger RNA, 1292 nt
Organism: Monascus purpureus
Lineage: Eukaryota; Fungi; Ascomycota; Eurotiomycetes; Eurotiales; Aspergillaceae
Source: the annotation of a GenBank genome assembly
CACGUACAGGGAAUAACAGCAAAAAAAUGGCAAAGAUCAAGAGCAUCGAGUACUUCCGGGUUCUUCCCCGCUGGCUAUUCGUCAAGAUUGUCGAUGAAGAUGGCCAUUACGGCUGGGGAGAGAGCACCCUCGAAGGGCACACCCAGGCCAUUGAAGGGACCCUCAACGAGCUAAUCGAGAGAUUCACGGGAUACGAAGCCGAUGACAUUGAACAGAUCUGGCAAACAGUAUGGCGUCUCGGAUUCUAUCGCGGUGGCCCAGUAUUCAUGUCCGCCAUAUCAGGCAUUGAUAUUGCGCUCUGGGAUCUCAAGGGUCGUCGUUUAGGUGUUCCCAUCCAUCAAUUGAUAGGAGGCAAGGUCCGCAGCAAGAUCUCUGUUUACGCAUGGAUAGGCGGUGAUCGCCCUGCAGACGUGGAAGCGGCGGGCAAAGCCCGGCUUGCACAGGGUUUCAAAGCUGUCAAGAUGAAUGCCACCGAGGAUAUGAACUGGCUUGACUCUCCCAGUGUGCUGGAGUCUAGUGUCCAGCGUCUCCAGCUGGUGAAAGCGCUGGGCUUGGAUGUUGCCUUGGAUUUCCACGGCCGUCUACACAAACCCAUGGCGAAACAGCUGGCAAAAGCCGUAGAGCCCCAUAAUCCUCUGUUCAUCGAGGAGCCGCUUCUGUCAGAGCACCCGGAAGGCAUCAAGCAGGUGUCCAGCCUGGUAACGUGCCCCAUUGCCCUGGGUGAGCGCCUCUACAGUCGCUGGGAUGUGAAGCGGUUCCUCGAGGACGGCAGCGUUGACAUCCUUCAACCCGACAUCAGUCAUUGUGGUGGGAUUUCGGAAAUGCGUCGUAUCGCCUCCAUGGCAGAGACGUACGAUGUUGCCAUCGCGCCUCAUUGUCCUCUCGGCCCCAUCGCCUUAGCUGCUUGCAUGCAGGUCGAUCUCGCUACGCCCAAUUUCGUCAUCCAGGAGAUGAGCCUGGGCAUUCACUAUAACGUUGAGGCGGGCGAGUAUGAUAUCACCAGCUACGUGAAGGAUCCUAAAGUCUUUGACGUGCAGGAUGGCUUUGUUAAAGCUUUGAAUGCUCCCGGAUUAGGGGUUGAGGUCGACGAGGAGACUGUACGUCGAGUCGCUCAGAUUACGAAGCCUUGGGAAUGUAGGGGAUUUUAUGGUCCCGACGGAGCAAUCCGGGAGUGGUAGAUCUUUUUCAUUUCGAUGUUCCUUUUUCGGAUUGAUAUAAUAGAUAGAUAGUUUCCUUAUGUUCUGCAUGGUCCUGGAUGUGGCCAGGAUAGACCAUGGAAAAUAAAAGUUAUC